Acipenser ruthenus (sterlet) is the source of this 4779-nucleotide messenger RNA. RefSeq names its product N-alpha-acetyltransferase 25, NatB auxiliary subunit-like. The transcript is spliced from 24 exons. Lineage: Eukaryota; Metazoa; Chordata; Actinopteri; Acipenseriformes; Acipenseridae. Gene Ontology annotation, cellular component: NatB complex; cytoplasm. Gene Ontology annotation, biological process: N-terminal peptidyl-methionine acetylation. The coding region runs from base 207 to 3053 and encodes 948 amino acids. The record is from RefSeq and is a predicted model, not a curated record. Gene Ontology annotation, molecular function: protein-N-terminal amino-acid acetyltransferase activity; protein binding.
UUGAGUAAUUCAAAGACUCGUUACAAGUGUGGAUUUUUAAUAACAUAGCGCCCGUUUCGGGCCCCUCCCAGAUCUCGGUUAAGCUCCGGUAAAGGGAUUUGUAAAUACAAAGGUGUGCAAAACAGACUGCAGGCCACGACCGCAGCCUCGGAAUCGGGUGACCCUUGUACCGAAUAACCGAUUACCUGGACAAUGGCAAUAACAAGAUGGCAAUCCAGCAAGCCGACAAGCUGCUCAAGAAGCACAAGGAUCUUUACUGUGCUAAAGUCCUGAAGGCGAUAGGUUUACAGCGGACGGGCAAACAGGACGAGGCCUUCACCUUGGCACAGGAAGUCACUGCUCUGGAACCCACAGAUGAUAACUCUCUGCAAGCGUUGACCAUCCUCUACAGGGAAAUGCACAGACCGGAGUUGGUGACCAAACUGUAUGAAGUUGCUGUGAAGAAAGUGCCCAGCAGUGAAGAGUAUCACUCUCAUCUCUUCAUGGCUUACGCACGGGUAGGGGAGUACAAGAAGAUGCAACAGGCUGGAAUGGCACUUUACAAGAUUGUUCCCAAGAACCCCUACUACUUCUGGUCAGUGAUGAGUUUAGUGAUGCAGGCGAUCUCUGCGCGUGACGAGAAGCUGUCGAAGACCAUGUUCCUGCCGCUGGCUGAGAGGAUGGUGGCGAAGAUGGUCAAAGAGGAGAAGAUUGAGGCAGAGGCUGAAGUUCAGCUUUAUUUCAUGAUUCUGGAGCGGCUAGGAAAAUACGUGGAGGCUCUGGAGGUGGUGAGGGGGAAGCUAGGAGAGAAGCUGACCAGCGAGCUGCAGAGCCGGGAGAACAAGUGCAUGGCUCUCUACAAGAAACUGGACCGAUGGCCUGAGUGCAAUGCGCUCUCCAGAAAACUCUUACUGACAAACCCAGAUGACUGGCAGUUCUUCCUGUCCUACUUUGAUUCCCUCUUCCAUGUGAUUGAUGAGUCCUGGUCCCCACCUGAAGAAGGCGAGCAUUCGUUGGAAGGUGAAGUGGAAUCCUCUGUAGCACAAGCUAUUAAAUUCGUUCUGGACAGGAUUUCCGCGGAGGAGACGAAAGGAUCCCGACAGCUGCGGGGACCAUACCUGGCCAGACUGGAGCUGAUCCAGAGACUCAGACAGAGGGGCAGCCCAGAGGAGAAGGAGCUGGGAGAGCCCCACGAGCUCAUGUUCCAGUACUUUGAGAAGUUCGGGGACAAACCCUGCUGCAUUUCUGAUCUCAAGAUAUUUCUGGACCUUUUGGCACCUGACCAGCAUGUACAGUUCAUUAACAGGGUGAUGGAGACGGUUCCCCUCACUGCACCUGCAGAGGACGCCAUUGCGCUGCCUGCCGACACCAAAGCCCUGCAGAGACACCUUUGUGUGGUGCAGCUGGCCCGGUCCCUGGGCCUUCACCACGCCAUGGACCGGGAGCACAAACUCAGCUUGAUUCACGAACUGAAGACGAGGUACCGACACGGGCUGGAAUUCGGUAAGCUGAGGCUUCCUUCAGGAAAGUCCAGCUUGAAAACUGAACUGCAGUACUCGGAUGUGUAUUGUCUUCUUGCUGCCCAUGUGUUAAUCGAUAUGUGGGCGGAGACCGGUGAAGAGUGGUCUCUGUGGCAAUGUCUCGGGCUGUUGGAAGAAGGUCUGAUUCAAAGCCCCUCCAACGCCCAGUUUAAGCUGCUGCUCAUUCUCAUCUUCUGCCGACUGGGGGCAUUUGAGCCUGUUGUGGACCUUUACUCUAGCCUGGACGCCAAGCACGUACAGCACGAUACCAUAGGGUACCUGCUGACGCGCUACGCAGAGUCCUUGGGUCAGUUUGCUGCUUCUUCUCAGUCCUGUAAUUUUUCACUCAGGUUUUUCCACUCCAACCAAAAAGAUACCUCAGAAUAUAUCAUUCAAGCAUAUAAGUAUGGUGCAUUUGAAAAAAUCCCUGAAUUCAUUGCCUUCCGGAACAGGCUAAACAGCUCACUGCAUUUCGCUCAAGUUCGCACAGAAAGGAUGCUGUUAGACCUUUUCCUUGAAGCAAAUAUAUUAUCCAGCUUGGAGGAGAAUAUUAAAUCCAUGGGUCUGUGUCCUGAAGAGGAUGAUAUUCCCUGGAAUGAUAUGAGGGACAAUCGGGAUUUGACUGUUCUUGCCAGCUGGGAUCCAAAGGACAGGCAGCUCUCUGAAGAGCACAGGCGCUGGUCUCUGGAGGAGGAGACGCUGUGGCUGCGGAUUCGCUCCCUGACCCUGCGCCUGAUCGCUGCCCUGGCGACUCUCAACCACACCGUCGAACCAAACAACUCUCAGAAUGGAGUGGAGUGCAAACCCAACACGCUGCGCUCGCUGCUCAAACAACUGCACUUUGCUCUGGAGUCGGGGAAGAGCUUUUCAGAGAGGAACGUGCAGUACCCGUUCCUCGGCCCUCCCUCCACACGCCUCGCCCCCGCCCUCGCCAGCGGGUGCUUCCAGUGUCAGACGAGCGCCUUCCAGUUUGUUAGUGACGUUUAUGAUCUGGACGCAAACGGCAUGGACGACACAACCGAAGUCCAAGAGAGCAUAGGGAACAGUCUGAAAUCUUUAUUAGUACAGUUAAAAGACAUAUUUAAUAAAUGCAAAGGGGAUCUGUUGGAAGUUAAGGACAGCCAGUGUAAAACCAAACCCUCCAUUUUAGAAAAUCUAGUCUUCUUUGUUGAGACCAUCUCCAUUGUCCUGUGGGUGUCGAGUUACUGUGCUAAUGUUCUUCGGCCUCUGAAGUCCAAUUUACAGAAAAAGAAGAAGAAGAAAAAGGAGACCAAUACAGCAACGCCUCCUGUGUUUACCCGUUACCAGGAAUAUGUUGCAUCGCUACAGACUUUAAUCUCCGAGGUUCUUGAUCACAUUAAAGGGCUGGAAAUUACUCUCACUGCACUGAAGCUUGAAAGCCUGUCUCUGGAGGACAGCGCACUGUCUGAGGCUGAGAGGAAGUUUACGAAGGCCGUCAGAGGGAAGGUUCAGAGCAGCUACCAGCAUUCCCUGCAGGAAGUUGGCGAGCUCCUCAAGAAGAGAUUGGACACCCUGAAAAGCCUGAAGAUCUGACUGGCUCCAGCAAGCUGACCUGAGCGAUCCUCAAUGCCAGUCUGUCUACCUGCGAAAUCCUGAACUUCCUCCUUGAACGCAUGAAGGACAUGUCAUCUUAAAAACGUUUUUAGAAUAACUACUCCAAAUAAAUUAUUGUACAUAAACUCCACAGGAAACAAACAAAAAAGCUCCUGCACUGGGCCGCUUAACUUUUUUUUUUUUCAAUACAUAUUCAUGAGCAUAUACCAACACAUUGUAUACAACCCUAUCUCCACGGACCUUCAACAUCUCUGGGGGUGGGAAGUACAGUUAGAAGCUUUUGUAUAGUCCUGUAUGUAGGGUGACUCUAGCAAAGAGCCUUCAUCCAUUGAAAGGCGUUUAAUUUAUUGACUCUUAAAGAAAAGAGUGACUCGUUACUCUGGAGCUUAGAAUGAACUUUUUUUAAUUUGUAGGAGCUAGCAGAAAAUUUAAGCUGGACCAGCAACAACGUACAAGUUUGCAUUGUUUAAAACAAAGCGAACCACGACACAACCACACACUAGCACUGCAGGGCAUGGACAUGAACGGUUACAGCACCAAAAGGGUCUUCAAAUUGGAAGGAUCAAAAUACACCAAAUCAGCUGGUGACCUUUCAUAGGCUGUCAGUUUGUUCAAACUUCCAGAAACAGAUCCAGGUUCUGUAAAGUUUUUGUUUCUAUAUUUUUCCUGGAACUUGGUUUGCAUGAACAUGAAAAUGUGCAUAGUGUAAUAACGGUGCCUGUCACAGAAUGAUAAAUAUCAUUGCCCGAACUGGGAGGAUUUUAAUAUAUAGGUGACCAGUUUUCCAACCAAGGGGCCUGAACAAGGCAACUACUGAAAUACAUGUGUGAGGCUGUGUUUAAUUAUAGUAACCCCCUUCUCUUUGUCAUAUCAACAUACUUUUUAAACACAACAGACCUGAAAGAUGUCUUUGACAAGUAGCGACAGACAAAAUAAUUAGGGGGCACAGGUAGAUAACCUCUGUUCCUCGACCAAUGAAAAUUACAGUUCACACUUUCUUAUUGACUAAAGUCAGACCGCUCCUGCAGCAGUCCUGUAGGUCACAAGGGCUACUGGGUACUGUGGGGAUUGCAAACUAGACCCUUAAGUCUACCUGGAGAUGGCAGUGGGUCCUGCAGGCUGUAUUGCCAGGAUCAUUGGUCUACACCAGUGGUUUUCAACCCAGGUCCUAAGAAACCAGAACUAAUAGCUUAAUGUGUAUUAUUUUCAGCUCUUAGACAGUUGGAGAUGUCCGCUAUAAAAGGUUAUAAAUAAAAUCACUGGUCUAGACUAAGAAGUUUUACUGUUUUAAAACAUCAGAUUCUAUUUUAAAACUGAGUUUUACCAUUUCAUUUCAGCAUAAGUGGCUUGCAGGAGGCCAGAGGCUUUAUUUAUUGUAUUGACAUGAUCCUCCUUGUUUUUACCAUGUUAUGCUCUGCAGUCCAAAAUGAAAUCUAGUUCUAGUAAUAAUGUGGUGUGUGUCUGAGAGUUUGUGUUUAAACUGUUGCACUCGUCCAUUGAUGACAUCAUGAUGAUGAUAAUAAAAAGCUCCAGAAAUAAAAUAUUUUAGUCCUGUCUUGGUAAGAUCAUUAAUUCAAUAUACAAAAAAACAUAUUCACAAAAGUUCUGAUUUCUGACCAGCAUUGUCCGAUGAAACUUGUAUUUAAAAAUGGCUGACAAUCUUUGUAACAUUGUCAUCUGCUCUAAAUAAAUUUUGUUAGAAACA